Molecule: messenger RNA, 2435 nt
Organism: Pseudopodoces humilis (Tibetan ground-tit)
Lineage: Eukaryota; Metazoa; Chordata; Aves; Passeriformes; Paridae
Gene: TMEM120A
Product: transmembrane protein 120A
Biological process (GO): fat cell differentiation
Cellular component (GO): membrane
Source: RefSeq, a predicted model, not a curated record
GGUCGCCGCCGCCAUCGCCGCCAUGGCCUGGGGCGCCUCGCUCGCCGAGUGCCUGCGCGAGUGGGAGGAGCUGCAGGACGGCUACCAGCGCAUCCAGGACAACCACAAGCUGUACAAGCAGAAACUCGAGGAGCUGACCAAGCUCCAGGAUGGGAUCUCCAGCUCCAUAGCCCGGCAGAAGAAGCGGCUGAAGGAGCUGUCGCUCUCCCUCAAAAAAUGCAAACCCCAGGCGACUCCCGAGCAGGAAUCGUCCAUCCAAGAGACCCAGAGCCUGAUUAAAGAGAGGCAGAACGUUUUCUUUGAGAUGGAGGCCUACCUGCCAAAGAAGAACGGGUUGUACCUGAGUCUGGUGCUCGGCAACGUGAACGUGACACUGCUCAGCAAACAGGCCAAGUUUGCAUAUAAAGAUGAGUACGAGAAGUUCAAGCUCUACCUCACCAUCAUCCUGCUCAUUGUCUCCUUCUCCUGUCGGUUCGUCCUCAACUCCAGGGUGACAGACGCCGUCUUUAACUUCCUCCUGGUGUGGUACUACUGCACCCUCACCAUCCGCGAGAGCAUCCUCAUCAACAACGGCUCCAAGAUCAAAGGCUGGUGGGUUUUCCAUCACUACAUCUCCACCUUCCUCUCAGGUGUCAUGCUGACGUGGCCAGAUGGGCUCAUGUACCAGAUGUUCAGGAACCAGUUUCUCUCCUUCUCCAUGUACCAGAGCUUUGUGCAGUUCCUGCAGUAUUAUUACCAGAGUGGCUGCUUGUACCGGCUGCGAGCGCUGGGAGAGAGGCACAACAUGGAUCUGACUGUGGAGGGCUUCCAGUCCUGGAUGUGGAGAGGCCUCACGUUCCUGCUUCCCUUCCUCUUCUUUGGGCAGUUCUGGCAGCUCUACAACGCCAUCACCCUGUUCCGCAUGAUCCAGCACCCCGAGUGCAAGGAGUGGCAGGUCCUCAUGUGCGGCCUCCCCUUCUUCAUCCUCUUCCUGGGCAACUUCUUCACCACCCUCCGUGUCGUCCACCAGAAGAUUCAGAACAAGAACCAGGACACAAAGGAGAAUUGAAGUGGGGCAGUGUGGGGGCCUGGACUGUUCCUCCCCACCAGCUCCAUCCCCUAUCCCCCUCUCCUCAGUUCCGUCCGGACUCUGGUGUCUCAUCCCAUUCCUCGGAGGCCUGGAUGUGGGACAGAUCUUGGGGCCUGCUCCUGGACAGUCCAUGUGCUGAGCACGGGGCUGGAUCCGUGCUGGAGUCACUCACCUGGAGUCGGGAGCACCCUGCACCUCCUCUCCUGGCUGCCUCCCACAUCCACACAGCGGGAUGCUUGGGACAGCCACUCCCCUCCCUUUUCCUGGGAUGUUCUGUGGAUGUCCCCACCCCAGUGGGACAGGGCAGUGUCCUGCACUGCCUCACACGGCUCCUGGGCUGCUCGAGGACCCCUUGUCCCCCCAGCCCUGCAGCCAGGGCAGCCCAGGGGUGUUGAGUGUUGAGGGCACUCCAGGGGUGUCCCAGCUCCUUCCUCACCUUCAAUCCAGAGGGAAGGGCCAGCUGGGGCAGGGCUGGGAGCAGCAGGAGCCUGGCCCAGGCCUCUCCCUGGAGCUGUGCAAGCAGCGCCCUGGGCUGGCAUCUCCUGAGGCUGCACGGGUGAAAAUAAAGGGAAGGAGCUGCCCUGCCUCACCGGGACAGUCUGGGAACAGCUUCCACACUCUGCUCUGCAGCUUUGGGUCAUCAGGAAGUGGGUCCUGGCACAACCUCCCUGUGAGGAGGGUGGAGGUGGGGGUCAGAGGACAAUUGUCACAGUAGGACAAGAGGAAACAGCCUCAGGUUUCACCAGGGGAGGUUUAGAUUGGUUAUGAAGUAUCUUCACAAAAAAGGGGUGUCCAGCCCUGCCAGGGGCUGCUCAGGGCAGUGCUAGAGUCACCAUCCCUGCAGGGAUGUAAAAGCCAUGUAGGUGUGACAGCUGGGGACAUGGUUGAGUGGUUGGUGUGGCAGUGCUGGGUUAAGGGUUGGCCUCAAUGAUUUGGAGGGGUUUUCCAGCCUAAAUGUGCCCAUGAUUUUAUGAAAAGUCAUCUCCCUGUGCCCUUCCACCAGCCUGGGCUGCAGGCAGGGCUCCUUCCCGUGGCACCCGAGUCUGCACAGGCUGUGGCCAGAACCGUGGCCGCCCAAGGAGCUCGGUAGAACCUCAGUGUCCCUGGAGGUGGGGAAGAGCCACCCUGCACCAGCAUCGGGAGCUCUGGAAGAACCAAAGAGCAGGUUAGGCACAGCUGCACCCCAGUCCAGAGCCCCCCACUGCCAUCCUCCCUCCCCUCCCACAGCCCAGCACUCGGGGUAGGGGCUGCCCCCAGCUCAGCCUAAACCCAGAGCUGCCACCACAUCCCCAAAUUUCCUCCCAGUUAUCAUUGACUGCUCCUCCUGCCUCCUUCCCUCUGGCUGAGCAGAGAGAAUGCAGGAAGC